AAAGCAGUUGGGAUAGUAUUGUGGACAAAAGUGGAAUUCAUACGUAACGUGGAAUGUUACGCAAGGGCACUUUAAUGUAGGUCUGGCUCUGCAGGUUUCAGGAAUCACACACAGAUAAGAACCUGGAACAAGCACUCACACGGCUACAAAGAUAGACAGAGGGGCGAAGGGGAGAACGGAUAGGAAGGGACUUGGACACUCAGCCGGGAGGGAUUGUUUUCAGGAGAGACUGCAGAGAGUUUCCUGCUAUUGGAUACAGAUGUUGGAGAGGGGUUUGAAGCAAGAGGAGACAAAACCAGGACAGCUGUGAGCAGCAGACCCAAGAGGACCCACACGGAGGAGUGACCAGGAUUCAAACACAAGGAUCGUGGGCCGGACAAAACAGGAAGAGGUUUCCCACGUUGGAAUUUGAAAACUAGUCAACAGUGAAUGUUUGACAAAGGCUUGGUAGCUGCAGCUGAGAGAGGAUCUCCCAGAAGAACCGGCCCACUGCUGUUGCUUGGAUCACUUUGCAGUUGAAUUUUUAGCUUCUGCUUCUUGGCUUCUUCUUGAAAGUGUCAGCCAUGUCCGAGCAGGAAGAGGUAUCCUACAGCGAGGCCAUUCAGAAGGCCAACGACUCCAUCUCUCGCUUCCCUCUCAUCCCGAUCAGAGGGAUUCCUCUCAUGAACUACAUCGCCAACAACUUUGACUCUAUCCAGGCUUUUCGUCCGGACCCCUCGGACAUCUUCAUCGCCACCUACCCCAAAGCAGGGACCACGUGGACUCAGGAGAUUGUUGACCUGCUUCUUCAUAACGGAGAUGCCGAGUUCUGCAAACGAGCCCCGACGCCCGUCCGCAGUCCUUUCCUGGAGAUCUUCUCCCCCCCGCCCAUUCCCUCAGGUCUUGAGCUUCUGUCAAAAAUGGAUCCGCCGAGAAUUAUCAAGACACACCUUCCUUUUCAAUUGGUGCCAACUGGAUUUUGGGAAAGCAAGUGCAAAACGAUCUACGUGGCACGCAAUGCCAAAGACAAUGUGGUGAGCUACUUCCACUUUGACAAGAUGAAUCUGACCCAGCCGGAGCCGGGCCCCUGGGACGGCUAUGUCAACAAGUUCAUUCGUGGAGAGUUGUCUUGGGGCUCCUGGUAUGACCACGUGAAAGGAUACUGGGCGGAGAGAGAGAAGAGGAACAUCCUGUACCUCUUCUUUGAGGACAUCAAAGAAAAUCCCCGGCGUGAAAUUGAGCGCAUCAUGAGGUACCUUGACCUGUCGGUCUCUGAUGAGGUCAUCGGUCAAAUUGUGGAGCUCACGUCCUUCAAGAGCAUGAAGGCGAAUCCGAUGACCAACUACUCCUGCGUGCCGGCCUCUGUGUUCGACUACUCCGUCUCCUCCUUCAUGAGAAAAGGUGAAGUGGGCGAUUGGAAAAACCAUUUCACACCCGAGCAAUCGAAGAUGUUUGAGGAAGACUAUGAAAAGCAAAUGAAGGACGUCAACAUCCCAUUCAGGAGCCUCAUCUAAAGGACUUAACACGUUGAUGCAGUUCAGCGAUGGACUGACACCGGGCAGCUCUCAGAGGAAGUACUCGAAAAUCUGACGCAAGCUGAAAACCAAAUGUUAAACUGCUAUGAACCUCAUGAUGUGUAGCUAAAGAGGGAAUUCAUCUAUAGUGUGUGUCUGCGUGUGUGUAUGUGUGUGUGAAGGAUCAAUAAAAAUGUGCUCCACAAUACAA
This is a messenger RNA of Limanda limanda (common dab), 1704 nucleotides long. RefSeq names its product sulfotransferase family 1, cytosolic sulfotransferase 6 (gene sult1st6). Bases 564 to 1493 code for a protein of 309 amino acids. The transcript has 7 exons. Gene Ontology annotation, biological process: sulfation. The record is from RefSeq and is a predicted model, not a curated record. NCBI's taxonomy places the organism in Eukaryota, Metazoa, Chordata, Actinopteri, Pleuronectiformes, Pleuronectidae. Gene Ontology annotation, molecular function: sulfotransferase activity. Gene Ontology annotation, cellular component: cytoplasm.